AAAAGAAACAUCGCAACAAAUCACAGAGUCCGCGCAAUGAGCUUCUCAUGGAUAUUGCUGGUGACUGUGGCGGCAGAGGGACUAAUUUUAGUCGUCUGGGGCAAGGCGGAUUCGGAUCACCGUCUCUCCGUGCUGCCCUUCGAGGCCGAUCUGAAGCCCUGCGUCACCGUUAAGUUGCCUUCUUCUCACGUAGGACGGCAAAGGUACCAGCGCUUCUUCGCCAACGACUCCCUCAUCGGCCGCCCCGUGCCCUGCACCCGCGAAGACAAGAUCUGCUUCCGGCACAACCUCAUCUUCGACCCGGUUACUGACAGAUGUGAACCCUUCGGAAAAGUUUGCGACACACUGGAAGAGAAGGUACUUCUAGUGGACAGAACAGAACUGGAACACGGAUCCGGACGUGUUGUUGGCUCUUGUCAAGAGUAUAACAAUGAGUGUUCUGGAUAUCGUAUGGCGUACGAUGGCAUCUGUCACGAGAAGAUAAGAUUAGGAAGUCUCAUCUUGUUUGAACUCGCAAAACCAAAUUUUAAUUGA
This is a messenger RNA of Gryllus bimaculatus (two-spotted cricket), 534 nucleotides long. Lineage: Eukaryota; Metazoa; Arthropoda; Insecta; Orthoptera; Gryllidae. The record is from the annotation of a GenBank genome assembly.